Coffea eugenioides is the source of this 1411-nucleotide messenger RNA. RefSeq names its product secretory carrier-associated membrane protein 1-like. The record is from RefSeq and is a predicted model, not a curated record. The transcript is spliced from 13 exons. Gene Ontology annotation, cellular component: recycling endosome membrane; trans-Golgi network membrane. Gene Ontology annotation, biological process: protein transport. Bases 269 to 1171 code for a protein of 300 amino acids. Lineage: Eukaryota; Viridiplantae; Streptophyta; Magnoliopsida; Gentianales; Rubiaceae.
AACCCCAUAUCGAAAAACAUAUUAAAACUAAGUCAUUUUAAAAAAUAUUAACAAAAGAAAAACCACGUCCAAUUCUUGAUUCCAUACGUUCUCAUUAACAUAACAUUCCCAUUUUGGCAACAAUAGACAAUAGUAUACAAAAUCUUCAAACCCGUUUUAUAUUCUCCCCAGAUCCGAAUUUUUGUGUAAUUUUCUUGAGCAUUUUUAAAGGAUAAAAUCAUACUUUCUUUUUUGCAUUGUGCAUUUUCAUUAAAGGGUUCUUCUGAUAAUGGCUGGCCGUUACGAUUCCAAUCCGUUUGCUGAAGAAGAAGUGAACCCUUUUGCGGACAAUGGAGCUCGAGGAAAGGGUCAAUCAAACUAUGGCGGUGGUGCAUUUUACAUGACAAAUCCUGGAAGUGUUGCUCCAGCAAACUCAAAGUUGUCUCCUCUUCCUCAUGAACCUGCUGCAACUGUUGAUAUUCCACUUGAUAGUUCUAAGGAUCUGAAAAAGUUGGAAAAGGAACUUCAAGCUAAAGAAGCUGAACUGAAGAAAAGGGAACAGGAAUUGAAAAGGAGGGAAGAUGCUGUAGCUCGAGCUGGAGUGGUUAUAGAAGAAAAGAACUGGCCACCAUUUUUUCCUAUUAUUCAUCAUGACAUUGCAAAUGAAAUUCCUAUCCAUCUUCAGAAAUUGCAAUAUGUUGCAUUUACAACAUUCCUGGGUUUGGUUGGCUGUCUUCUAUGGAACAUCAUGGCAGUUACCUUAGCUUGGAUCAAAGGCGAAGGUCCGACAAUCUGGUUUCUUGCUAUUAUAUAUUUUAUCUCCGGCGUUCCAGGAGCCUAUGUGUUGUGGUAUCGUCCUCUCUAUCGUGCAAUGAGGACAGAUAGUGCCCUGAAGUUUGGAUGGUUUUUCUUGUGUUACGCGUUCCACAUUGGCUUCUGCAUUGUUGCUGCUGUUGCGCCUCCACUCUUUUUCAAGGGGAAAUCUCUGACUGGAAUCUUGCCUGCUAUUGAAGUUUUAAGUUCGAAUGUGUUGGUGGGGAUAUUUUACUUUAUUGGAUUUGCUUUUUUCGCAAUUGAAUCACUGAUCAGCAUAUGGGUCAUUCAGCAAGUGUACGAGUAUUUCCGAGGAAGUGGCAAAGCUGCAGAGAUGAGGAAGGAAGCUGCAAGGUCAACCGUGAUGGCAGCAUUAUGAUACUCCUCAUGUCUAGGGAGGACCCUGUGUUUCAUGUUUUGCCAUUCCAGAAUUUUUGACAGAGUUCUGAAAAUUUUUUGAUCGAUAUUUGUUCGCAUCAUCAUCGAUUGGAUGGCUUGUUUUACCGAUUCAAAUGUAAUUUCUUAGAUAUAUUGGCACUUAGUAGUUGAUGCUCAAAAUUUAGAGUAGGUGAGGAACAAACGUUUCUUAGUACCUGUAUUACUGAUGCAGUAACUUCUG